CCGAAAAAGGCGAGACGAAGAGAGAAUGCGAAAAGACAAAAAACGGAAAAGAUUCUGCACGAGCCAUGAGGUCUGUGGAUCCAAAAGAGGAAAGUCCCCUCAAGCAUGUAGAGGAGAGGCAGUAUGACUUCACCAUCCUCAAGGAAGAAGCAGUGUAUUCAAGAUAUCUCAGCGUGUUCAAUCGUGUCGUUGAGUACCCUGACGAUGAAGGCAAUCAAGAAACGGAAGAAAACGGCGUCGAAUGCAUCAGCUUGCCUGCAGAAGAUGCCAGGACAUCAAAGCAGCGUCAGCGGUCUGCAAAACGACGUGUUGUUGAGUUCGAUGUUGUGGGUGCAAAAACAGAGUCAUUUCAUUACUGCGUUGCAAUUCCAUUCAACUCAGAGACGAAAACGUUUACCCUCCUCCGCGAGUACGCACAGGGACCAAACGAAAUGGUAUAUGGAUUCCCAUGCGGGGGACUUUCCAAGAAGCAUACCUCUCUCGAAGACUGUGCUCGGGCAGAGCUAUCUGAAGAGCUUGGACACAACCUUGUGCCUUUGGCAAAGCCGAGGAAGACUGGGAGGAGGAAGAGGAGGAGAGAGGGGGGGGAGAAGGAAGAAGAGGAGGAGGAGAAGAAGGAGGAAAAGGAGGACAACGAAGAAGAAAAGGAGGAUGUCUGUUCACAGCGCUUACAUCUCCAUGCACUUUCGAUGAAGCUGAGAGACGCGGAGCAAGAGGAGAAGGAGAGGAAGGAGAGGAAGGAGAGGAAGGAGAGGAAGGAGAGGAAGAAGAAGAAGAGGGGAACGAGGAGGAAGCCGAGAACGAGGUAUAAGGACAAGGGAGAAUAGAAAGCACGAGUAAGAAGAGGAUGGACAGGAGGACGAGGCAGAAGGAAGACGAAGAAGAAGAGGAGGAAGAGGUACGAGCAAGAAGAAGGAUGAGGAAGAAGAAAAGGAAGAAGUGAAAGAAGAUGUGAUUGCAGUGCAGUAAGGACACAGGGAGGAGGUAGAGGAGACAAUCCAGCGUAAUCGUGACAACAAAAAACUGCAGCAAGG
Molecule: messenger RNA, 1034 nt
Organism: Chara braunii
Lineage: Eukaryota; Viridiplantae; Streptophyta; Charophyceae; Charales; Characeae
Source: the annotation of a GenBank genome assembly